CACGUUCACCAAAAUAAAACACACAGAUAAACUCAAUACGUUGUCGUUUCAACGACUCCCCUUCACACGAUCAUUUCUCCCCCACUAAUCCCAUAUAUCUUUCCAUUAAACUCUACACACAAAAUUAAAAUAAAAAGAAAAGAAUUUUUACUACUAACUCCAUAAACGAAAAAACGAUGAUGUCAAGAGACGAUGACGUGGAACGCACAAGACCCAAAACCAGUUUCAAUCAAACAACACAAAAUUACUCAUCAUCUUCAGGAGCAGCAGUAAAUACAGAAAGUUACUGGACAUCAUGGUUGAUCCCAGUAUUUGUUGUCGCCAAUAUUGGUGUUUUUGUUGUACUUAUGUACAUCAACAACUGUCCUAAACAUAACCGGUCAAGAUUUUAUGGAAAGUGUGUUGCUAAGUUUCUUGGCAGGUUUUCUUUUCAACCAUUUAAAGAAAAUCCUCUCCUUGGUGCUUCUUCUAACACAUUAGAGAAAUUAGGGGCACUUCAAUGGUGGAAAAUAGUUCAUGGACAUCAAGGAUGGAGGCUUGUUACUGCAAAUUGGUUACAUGCUGGUUUGAUACAUCUUGUUGCCAAUAUGCUAAGUCUCGUUCUUAUUGGGAUUCGUCUUGAGCAGCAGUUUGGAUUUCUGCGUGUAGGGUUGAUCUAUUUGUUGUCUGGAUUUGGAGGAAGUAUUCUUUCUUCUUUAUUUAUUCAACAGAAUAUCUCUGUUGGCGCCUCUGGAGCUCUUUUCGGGCUACUUGGGACAAUGCUUGCCGAGCUCAUCACAAACUGGACUAUCUAUUCAAAUAAGGCAGCGGCGCUCUUAACACUUGUAGUUAUCGUUGUGGUGAACCUAGCUGUGGGAAUUCUGCCAUUUGUUGACAAUUUUGCCCACAUUGGCGGAUUCUUGACUGGUUUCCUCCUUGGUUUUGUUUUACUUCCUAAACCCCAAUUUGGUUGGGUAGAAAGACACAAUCUUCCAGCUGAUGUUCGUGUGAGAUCCAAAUACAAGGUUUAUCAGUAUGUCUUGGGUUUGGUUGCAUUAGCUCUUCUUGUUGCAGGAUUUACGGUUGGUUUAGUGAUGUUGUUUCAUGGAGAAAAUGGAUAUAAACAUUGCCAUUGGUGUCGCUACUUGAACUGUGUCCCGACGUCAAAAUGGGAAUGCAAUAGCAGUUAGUAUUUCUUUUAAUGUGUAAUAUCUGUGGAUAUCUGGCUAUUUGCAUAGUUUUUUUUUAAAAGUUUGGUUGGUUUUCAUGUCAUAUCGAGUUAGUGGUAUUUGUGUUUUUGGCUGUGAAAUAUUUAUUUGUUGAUUGUUGAGGUUACUUGCUAUAUAAUUAUUUCUUUAGCAACUCUGCCAUUAUCCCA
This is a messenger RNA of Erigeron canadensis, 1357 nucleotides long. RefSeq names its product RHOMBOID-like protein 2. The transcript has 5 exons. The coding region runs from base 177 to 1169 and encodes 330 amino acids. NCBI's taxonomy places the organism in Eukaryota, Viridiplantae, Streptophyta, Magnoliopsida, Asterales, Asteraceae. Gene Ontology annotation, molecular function: serine-type endopeptidase activity. Gene Ontology annotation, biological process: proteolysis. The record is from RefSeq and is a predicted model, not a curated record. Gene Ontology annotation, cellular component: membrane.